AUGAACGAUUACGUCCCUGGCGCGUUAUCCCAGUCGUUUCUGGGGAUCAAAAAUAACAAGAAAAAUAAUCAUAGCUCGCUUAUUGAUGCAGGGCUUGAUGCGUUGUUUAAGAGCAGUGCAGGUCCUUGUCAGAUACCACCACCACAAUCACCAUCAAUAACUCUCAAAAAUGAAGUGGCAUCUGAUCAUAAUAAUAUUUCUGAUAAACUUAAUAGUAAGAACAACGCAAUCACCAAAAAUCGGAAAGAGAUCAAUCGUAUUGAUAAAGAUAGAAAGAAUGAAUCAUUAGCAAAAAAGAAGACUCGAAACCAUACUAAUAAUAUUAGUAACACUAGGCGCAGUAAAGUGGAUUUAACUAUCGAAGAGAAAUACGAGUCGACAAGAUUGAAAAAACAAAAUGAUCAACAUAGAAAUAUUAAUUUUGACAAGGAGAAAGAGACAGAAAAAGAACAUAAUGACGAGGAUAAUGUUAGUCAAGAAGAAAGUAGUGAGGAUGUUAAUACCCAAAUAAAUAAUAACGAAAAAAAAGAUGUAGCAGAAGAUGAUUCUGAUAACGAUGAUGACGAUAGCUCAAUUAAGAAAAAAGAAGCCGAAGAAAAAGAAAAAACUAUUUUUGUUGGUAAUUUACCUGUGAGCGUAAUUGAAAAGCACAAUUAUCGGGUCUUGAAAAAGAAAUUUUCAGAGUUUGGCAAAAUUUUGAGUAUUCGAUUUCGAUCUAUAGCAUUUUCAGAACCAUUACCACGAAAAAUAGCAUUCAAAUUAGGAAAAUUACAUCCAGAGCGAGACAUUCUAAAUGCUUAUGUUGUCUACCAAGAAAAAGAAUCAACAGUAAAUGCGUUAUCUAUGAAUGCGCAAUUAUUUCUUGAUAAACAUCUACGCGUGGAUUCUGUGGCAAAUCCAAAGACAUACGACCGAAAAAGGACAAUCUUUAUUGGCGCAUUAGCAUUCGACGCGCAAGAAGAACAAUUAUGGCAUCAUUUCAAAGAUUGUGGCGAGAUUGAAAGUGUGAGAAUUGUUCGUGAUAAGAAAACUAAUGUUGGAAAAGGGUUUGCGUAUGUUCAAUUUAAGGAACGUGCAUCAGUCAGCCUAUCACUAAACCUUCACCUCUCGAAAAUCGGUACCCGUACAAUUCGUGUCACUAGAUACUCUUCCAUCAGCCCUAAUAAUAAUAAUAUCACAAAAAACAAACAUAAACUCAUAAAAAGAAAAGGAGGAAAAGAAGUCGGAAGAGGUGGUGGUGUAAAUUCGCAUAAAAAAUCCGGAAUCUAUAAGCCUAAAACCAAAAGACCACCAAGAAUUCGGGAGAGAACUGUAGCCUGGAAAAAAACUAACAUAAAAGGAAAGAAUAAAUGA
Ambispora gerdemannii is the source of this 1353-nucleotide messenger RNA. NCBI's taxonomy places the organism in Eukaryota, Fungi, Glomeromycota, Glomeromycetes, Archaeosporales, Ambisporaceae. The record is from the annotation of a GenBank genome assembly.